Messenger RNA from Vigna unguiculata (cowpea), 1501 nucleotides. Its product is annotated as serine/threonine-protein phosphatase PP1-like. NCBI's taxonomy places the organism in Eukaryota, Viridiplantae, Streptophyta, Magnoliopsida, Fabales, Fabaceae. The record is from RefSeq and is a predicted model, not a curated record. Gene Ontology annotation, molecular function: protein serine/threonine phosphatase activity. Gene Ontology annotation, cellular component: cytoplasm; nucleus.
UCCUAAGCUUCUGAGCCAUAGAAAUGAGUCAAAUUGAUAAAAGAAAAAUGUGCUUCCCGAGACCCCAAAUAUAUCUUCCUCAAAAUUGGUUUGUUUUGGGAAUAUUUGUUUGCUGAAGAUGAGUCGGAGGGCGUGAAAAAAGAUAUUAAUUUUUGGCAUUCAUGAGUUUGAGCUUAGGAAGAGAAAUCUUACAAUAGAAUAGAAUAGAAGAGAAGAGAAUCGGAGGGUAAUGGAAGGAUUGGAUGGUUUGAUAGAGAGGCUUUUGGAAGUAAGGAAGAACAGGGGGAAACGGAUUCAACUGGUGGAGUCAGAAAUUCGGAACCUUUGCAGCACCGCUAAAGAUCUGUUCCUAAGCCAGCCGAACCUUCUGGAAUUGGAGGCUCCCAUAAACGUGUGUGGGGACAUACACGGGCAGUAUCCAGACCUGUUGCGACUGUUCGAGUACGGUGGUUUUCCGCCGGAUUCCAAUUAUCUAUUCCUGGGAGACUACGUGGACAGAGGAAAGCAGAGCGUGGAGACCAUAUGUCUGCUCCUGGCCUACAAGAUCAAAUUCCCAGAGAACUUCUUCCUUCUCCGAGGAAACCACGAGUGUGCCUCCAUUAACAGAAUCUACGGCUUCUACGACGAGUGCAAGCGCAGAUUCAGCGUUCGUCUCUGGAAGAUAUUCACAGACUGCUUCAACUGUCUCCCCGUCGCCGCAGUCAUCGACGACAAGAUCCUCUGCAUGCACGGCGGCCUUUCCCCGGACAUGGACAGCCUCGACCAAAUCAAAGCCAUAGAAAGGCCUGUGGACGUCCCCGACCAGGGUCUCUUGUGUGACCUCCUCUGGGCCGAUCCUGACUCCGACAUCCGAGGCUGGGGCGAGAACGACAGGGGCGUCUCUUACACCUUCGGCCCCGACAAGGUUGCCGAGUUCUUGAAAAAACACGAUCUCGACCUCAUUUGCAGGGCCCACCAGGUGGUCGAAGACGGCUACCAAUUCUUCGCCGACAGGCAGCUCGUCACCAUCUUCUCAGCCCCCAACUAUUGCGGCGAGUUCAACAACGCCGGCGCCCUCAUGUGCGUCGACGAAACUUUACUCUGUUCCUUUCAGAUCAUCAAACCCUUGGGCUUGCGAGGAAAAUUCACAUGACAACACAACUUCAUUAUCCCACCACACUUUCUCUACCCAUUCAUCGCUUCAAACAACCCACACACCAAUUUUUUAUUUUUCACCCUUCAAAACACUGUAUAUAUCCCUCUAUCUAGGCACCACAUCACCCAUCUCUCCCUUAUAUAUCGCGCUUUCGUUCUCUUAUCCACGCAACUUUAUUAGGAUUAGUGCUUUUACGUUGAAGUAAUCCUCUUCGAGUAAUCUGUACCAGUAGUGGUAGAUAGUAGUAUCGUUUCAUUUUCUUAUUUAUGGACUUCUAUAUAUCCUUUUCUGAAACUUGUAUAGAAGAUUUUCUAUUAACAGUGCACUUUCCACUGCUUUAGGUGCACUCUACUUCUUGUAUAUCAU